Penicillium manginii is the source of this 957-nucleotide messenger RNA. Its product is annotated as class I SAM-dependent methyltransferase. Bases 1 to 957 code for a protein of 318 amino acids. The transcript has a single exon. Gene Ontology annotation, molecular function: S-adenosylmethionine-dependent methyltransferase activity. The record is from RefSeq and is a predicted model, not a curated record. NCBI's taxonomy places the organism in Eukaryota, Fungi, Ascomycota, Eurotiomycetes, Eurotiales, Aspergillaceae.
AUGGAAGAUUCGAAAGAGCCCACCUUCCGCUCCUACAACCAAAAGCAAGGAGCAGCCUAUUCUCAAAAUCGACCAACAUAUCACCCAAACCUAUACAAAACAAUUAUAGACUACCAUGUGUCCACUGGAGGCGAGCUGUCCACAGUCCUGGACGUCGGCUGUGGUCCCGGAAAUGCCGUUCGUGACCUCUCAUCACAUUUCACCCAAGCCAUCGGCAUCGACCCCUCCGACGGAAUGAUUCAAGCCGCCCGCGAUCUUGGUGGGAAUUCCUCCGACGGCAGUCCUAUCCGGUUCGAAAUCUCCACUGCUGAGGAACUUGGCUCUGGGUUGUCUUUGCCUCUACCCGAUUCCAGCGUCGACCUCAUAGUUGCUGCUACGGCGGCACAUUGGUUCGACAUGUCUCUCUUUUGGCCACGGGCUGCAAAGCUUCUCAGGCCUGGGGGUAGUGUUGCGCUGUGGGCUGCGAGAGGAGGCUAUAUCCAUUCCUCCACGCCAAACCAUGACGCUAUUCAAGACUAUAUUACAGAUAUCCAAGACCGAUUUCUCAAACCGCAUGCAAAAAAGGGAACAGAGAUUGCGUUUAAUUUAUACACAGACCUUUUACUCCCGUGGUGCUUGGAGUCGACAGAAGGCGAGUUUGACAAAAAGGCCUUUUUCCAUAAAGAAUGGAAUAAGGAUGUUAUGUGCUUGGGUGGCGAUGAAUUCUUUGCUAGUCAGCAGGUCCCGCAAUUCAUGAGUUUUGAUCUUGACAAGCUUGAGAGAAUGCUCGGUACCAAAGGGACUGUUACAAGGUGGAGAGAGGCCAAUGCGGAUAAAAUUGGAACGGAGAAGGAUAUUGUGAAACUGAUGAGGGGACAUAUUGAAGGGAUUUUAUAUGAAGCGGGGGUUCAAAAAGGCAAAGAGGAACUUAAUAUGGGAGUAGAGGGGGUGUUGAUGAUAGUGAAGAAGCACAUGUAA